AUGACCAGGAAGCCUUUACGAGUACUAUCCCUAUUUGAUGGGAUAUCUGCGGGGUAUGUAGCUCUACAAGAAGCUGGUCUUGCUAUUGAAAAAUACUUUGCUAGUGAAAUAGAUGAAGAUGCCAUAAGAAUUUCAAAAAUUAAUUCUAAAGGUGGAAUAUGUCAUCUAGGAGGUGUUGAGCAAAUUGAUGAAAAUGUUAUAAGAGCAAUAGGGCCUAUUGACUUAUUGAUUGGUGGUUCACCUUGUGUUGACUUAAGCUUAGUAAACCCAGCUAGAAAAGGAUUAUUCGAUUCACAAGGAACAGGACACUUAUUUUUUGAAUACAUCCGAAUUCUACAUCUGGUUCGUAUGGAAUACAAGAAUGUUAUUUUUUUAUUUGAAAAUACUGCUGCCAUGCCAGAAAUAUUUAAGGACACAAUUUCUCAUUUUCUUGAAUGUGAUCCUAUAAAAAUAAAUUCAAAAGCUUUUUCGCCUCAGAUUAGAGCUAGAUACUUUUGGGGAAACAUCCCUAAUAUGAAACUUCUGAAAAAGAAAGUUGAUACUACAAACAUCAAACUUGCGAAUUUUAUUAGUCCCUUUUGUAACAGGGUUGCAAUUGUUGAAAAAAUAAGAACUAUUACAACUAAUUCAAAUUCCCUUAGCCAAGGUAAAGAAAGAAUUCCAGCUGUUAUGAUGGAAGGAGAAUAUAAUAAUCUAUGGAUAACAGAAAUAGAAAGAAUUUUUGGCUUUGCAACUCAUUACACUGAUGUUGGGAACAUAUCUUUACGAAAAAGAUUAUUACUAUUAGGAAACUCUUGGAGUGUUGCAACAGUAAAGGAAAUAUUUUAUUCCUUGAGAAAUCAUUUCUGUACUACCUAA
Nezara viridula (southern green stink bug) is the source of this 858-nucleotide messenger RNA. Lineage: Eukaryota; Metazoa; Arthropoda; Insecta; Hemiptera; Pentatomidae. The record is from the annotation of a GenBank genome assembly.